Epinephelus fuscoguttatus (brown-marbled grouper) is the source of this 8893-nucleotide messenger RNA. It is a transcript of the gene clip3, whose product is annotated as CAP-GLY domain containing linker protein 3. The transcript is spliced from 15 exons. Gene Ontology annotation, biological process: cytoplasmic microtubule organization. Gene Ontology annotation, cellular component: microtubule plus-end; cytoplasm; nucleus. Gene Ontology annotation, molecular function: microtubule plus-end binding. Lineage: Eukaryota; Metazoa; Chordata; Actinopteri; Perciformes; Serranidae. The record is from RefSeq and is a predicted model, not a curated record. Bases 138 to 2105 code for a protein of 655 amino acids.
GGGAGGGAGGGGGUGUUGGAGCCAGCAGAGAGCGAGCACAGCAUCAGUGUUGUUCCUGCCGUGGACCAGAGAGGAGAGAGACCCAUCACAGAACAACCAGCGGCUUGUUUUCAGGCCCAGCUGCAACAUCCCUCAUCAUGACUAAAGAGGAGAACCUGGAGGCGCAGGAGAAGGAGAGGCACGACCGGGAGGAGCAGGAGGAGGGGAAGGUCCAGAAAGAGGAGGAAGAGGCAUUGACCGAGGAGGAGGACGAGGAGGAGGAAGAAGAGGAAGAAGAAGAGGAGGAAGAAGAUGAAGAGGAAGAAUAUGAGCUAGGAGAGGAAAGAGAGGGGGAGGAGAGGACGGAGGUGGAGGAUGAGGACGACGACGAGCAGGAGGAGGAGGAGCGGGAGGAGCGGGAGGAAGAGAUGGAUCCAGAAGCCGGCCGGGAACGUGACGUCGAGCCGGAGCCGGAGCCCGAGCCGCUGUCAGUGUCUGAGUACCAGAGUCCAGUUCAUGAGCCACGCCGACGAGCCAUGGUGCACCCCUCCGCCCAGGCGCCGCUACCCAAAGACUACACUUUCACUUUCUUCGACCCCAAUGACCCGGCCUGUUUGGAGAUCCUCAUGGACCCUCGGACCACCAUCCCCGAGCUGUUCGCCAUCGUGCGUCAGUGGGUUCCCCAGGUGCAGCACAAGAUCGACAUCAUUGGCAACGAGAUCCUGAAGCGCGGUUGCCAUGUGAACGACCGUGACGGUCUGACCGACAUGACGCUGCUUCACUACAGCUGCAAGGCUGGUGCACAUGGAGUCGGUGACCCAGCGGCUGCACUGCGUCUCAGCAGCCAGCUAAUCGCUCUGGGCGCUGACGUGAGUCUGAGGAGCCGCUGGACCAACAUGAACGCUCUGCACUACGCCGCUUACUUUGACGUCCCAGAACUGAUCCGAGUCCUGCUCAAAGCCUCUAAACCAAGAGUGUUGAACUCCACCUGCAGUGAUUUCCACUAUGGCACAGCUCUCCACAUUGCUGCCUCCAACCUCUGUCUGGGUGCAGUCAAAUGUCUGCUAGAGCACGGAGCCAACCCCACUGUCCGGAACGAUAAGGGCCAGGUUCCGGGGGAGGUGGUUCCCGACCCGAUGGACAUGAGUCUGGACAAGGCGGAGGCUGCCAUGGUUGCGAAAGAGCUGAAGCAACUGCUGCUGGAUGCCGUCCCUCUGAGCUGCAACCUUCCAAGAGCCACGCUGCCAAACUACGACAACAUCCCAGGAAACCUGAUGCUGUCCUCGCUGGGGCUGAAGCUGGGGGAUCGUGUGCUGCUGGACGACAUGAAGCUCCAGACAGACCAGAGCCGAGAUGACAGCCCGGCUGCAAACCUCACACAGACCGGCACUCUCAGGUUUUGCGGUACUACAGAGUUUGCCAGUGGUCAGUGGGUCGGCGUGGAGCUCGACGAGCCAGAGGGAAAGAACGAUGGCAGCGUGGGCGGCGUUCGCUAUUUUAUCUGCCCUCCUAAACUAGGGAUUUUUGCACCGGUGUCAAAGAUUUCCAAAGCUGUGGAUCAGACACCUUCAUCCGUCACCUCCACCCCCCGAACCCCCCGCAUGGACCUGGCCUCCCGCCUCGCUGGAAAGACCAAGAAGGAGAAAGAGAAGAAGGAGAAGGAGAGGGAGAAAGCCCAGAAGAAGAAAUCAUCAGUAGCCAGUCUGGAUCCAGAGGGACUCAACGUGGAAGUUGGAGAUCAGGUUCUGGUGGCCGGACAGAAACACGGCAUCGUCCGCUUCUACGGCAAGACCGACUUUGCUCCAGGUUACUGGUUUGGAAUUGAGUUAGAUCAGGCGACAGGGAAACACGACGGCUCAGUGUUUGGAGUCCGCUACUUCAGCUGCCUGCCCAAAUAUGGAGUGUUUGCUCCGCCCUCCCGAGUCCAGAGAAUUGGAGGUCCUAAAGAAGGCUCACAGAACGACAGCUCCAUGGUGAAGAAAGUCCACCAAGUCACCAUGUCACAGCCGAAGCGUAACUUCAACACGAUGCGUUCUCCUAAAGACCUGACCUCUGAGAGCUCCAUAUCCAGGUUGCUGUUCUGCUGCUGGUUUCCGUGGAUGCUGCGCGCUGAGAUGCAGUCCUAACCACGCCCUCCUCCUUUGUCCUCUUCCACCAGAUCGAUCUCUCCGCUCUUUCUCUCUUCAUCUUUUACUUUGUCGCUUUCCUCUCUCUUUCAGUCUCUUCAGAUGUUCACUGUCGCCAUUCAGACUUCUCGUAUAGUGAAACCCUCUUCUCUCGUACUCUCAGCCCAAAUCCCUCUAAUUUAGCCGUUCUAUAGCAAAAUCUAUAGUGCCUUGUAUCUGAUCAAAAUGUCCUGCAUUCCUUUAACGAAACUCUGCUAAAGCAAUCCCCCUAAAAUAUUCUCCUCACCCCUUUACACGUCUUAUCUUUUAGUUUCAACAAGUCCUCAUCUCAUUGUCCCAGCUUCGUCCGUCUUUAUUUCAGGACAUCAUAAACCACAAAACAUCUGUUUGUGCUGCUGCGUGUUUUGUUUUUGCUGCUGCUCGAUUUCGGUCUCACCGAAUUUGGAGGUUUGCACCAGCGAGCUAAAAAUUAGGAUGUAAAGCUGAUGUUUUGACUCGUGGUUUGCAGCUCGCAAAUGUACGCACGCUCGUUAAAUCCCAUGACAUACUCUGCCUGCGUACCUGAACACAGACAACAGUGAGGUUUGCCAAACAAAUGACAACUGUACAUGAGUCUGAGUCCAGAAGAGGCCCAACGAACCAGGCCGACAGUUGUGAGGAAGCAUUAAUCUUCUGAGUACCUGCGACGCUUCAAAAUGCACACUUGUGUCACACUGAGAAUUUUAAGUGCCCAAACAGAACACACACUACGUUUACAUGCACACAGUAAUGCCCUUAUCCUGAAAAAGACAGCAUUCCUACAUGGGUAAUGUUUAAAAAUGAAUAUUUCACUAAUACUCCUGCUUACAUGCAGCUGUGUAUGCUCUGAUAGACUCUAGUGCUCUAACGUCUUUUUAUAGGCAAAAUAUGGAAAAUUAGAAUGGCUGGAGCCGCUUGUACCAUUUUGCUUCUUUGUGUCAAAAUUUUACGGCUCCAUGCCGGUGAGUGUUGUGGCUGGAGCCAUAAUGUUUUGGGGUUGUUUGUCGAUCUCUGCCCCAGUCUUGUGAAUGUGAUACGCCUUGAGGGAAUUCCUUCAUAUUGGCACAAACGUCCACAUGGACUCAAGAAUGAACUGAUCAGACUUUGGUGGUUUGGUGGUCAAAGAUCCCUGUGACCAAACAUGUUUUUGGAAGUCACCCACUAAUUAUUACAAAACUUCACACAGAAUGACGUGACAACAUUUAAUAUCCAGAAGGUCAAAGGUCAGCUUCACUGUGACAUCAUAAUAUUUUGUAAAAACACUUAACUGGCCAUUACUCAACGUCACAUCUCAGGAACAGAAAGGGAGACAUUUGGUCAGAUACUGAAUUGGUGACUCUAAUCUUGAAACAUCUGUGUGUGAAGCAUCCGUAUUUUCACAGACAUGGAUGGAAACUAAAAGAGACACUCGACUGGUAUACGGAGGCGUACAACCAUGGAGUGGUAAUUCUAGUUUCAAAUUUUUCCCACCGGUGGCGGACUCAUUGGCACGUGAUAACGCAGCCUCCUUCUCUCAUUUCGUUAACCACCUUCUUGAAAAUGUCGGCAUUGCGAUAUGCACAAUGGAUUUUGCACAAAUCCAUAAACCUGCAUGCAUCUCUACCCCAGCCUGUGAACUGUUAGCUAGUUGGUUUGUGUACAACUCACAGAGCUGACUAAACAGGCAAGAGGCCAAGUGUUGACAACUGCAGCAAAAACCACAACUGAGAGAAAUAUUCCAAAAGUAUACAUGCCCAAAGAAUGCUCCUGGCGUAUCCUACAUAUCUUAAUCUGGAAAAGGCCAAAUUCGGAAUAGCCAAAGGAAAUAUGCUGUUUAUUAGGAUAUUAGUGUGCAUGUAAGCGUAGUCACUGUGUGAAAUUCAAAGUGUAGAAAAUGUUGGAUCCAGAUCUGGUUUCUGCUUCCUCACUUCUCACCUGAGACCAAGAACUCAGUUGUUAUAACUGUGGACUGCGUGUGAAUUUUCAUCACCUGCAUGCUUUAAUCUCAGACGUCAAACUGAAACCAGUUAAUCAACGACUGACUUUGUCGUUUUUUAUCAUAGUCUCACAGUCAGUUAUAUUUUUUUAUCUCAUGUAUUUAAGCCUUAGAAAACAAAAAAGUUCUUGGUCUCUAUCAGCCUGUUUACACCUGUUAUCACAAGUGGACGGCGCUAAACACAAACAACCACCAAGACACAUUGUGAUGCGGUCACUCAAACCGCUUGUCAGGGACGCAUUUGACCACAUGUCAUCUGUGGUGUGAAAGCUAACACUUCCUGAUGCGCCACGACAAGGACUGCGUCAUCAGUGUCGGACAUGGUGGUUGCUUUGGUGACAGUGUGCUAACCAUCCAUUGUUCCAUUGGAUUCUGCUGGCACACAGCCGCUAGCAUGACUGGUGAGCAUGUGGACUUAAUAACUGUGCACGGGCCCCUUUGAAAUCUGAACACAAGUGUUCAGCUGCAGACGCAUGGCAGACACCAGUGUGGACGGUGAUGCGUCUCAGCUGUCCACUUGUCCUCUGAUUACAGAAACGCAUGCCAGUACCAGGUGUAAUCAGGCUCUGUGUCUCCCGUCACAUACUGUUCAGGGAACGCUGCUCUGAAGUUGAUCUGGGUGCCAUUUUAUUACAGUAAGAUGAAUCUGAUGUUUCUUAAACAACAAAUCUAAACAGUAACUUUUUGCUUCAUCACUUAGAAGAAGAAAAAAACAAUCUGUUCAUUUAGUCGUUUUAGAUGACGAACUGUAGUUAGACAUUAUAGUGACUGAACGCCUUAGAACAACUGUCAUUAUUAAUCAGUGUGUUGCCAAAUAGAAACAUUAGUCCAUCUAGUUACAUUUAAAAUACAGUAUAUUAUAGAAAUCUUAUAAAGAGCUGCAAUCUGUAGUUAACCAAAAGUGCUAACAGACCCAAAAUGAUUAUUCUUUUUCCAAUGCAAUUUAAAAUCAAAAAAGGUGUUUUCAGCCCUGCUACAUGUGAUAUUAAUGUUUUUGUGUUGCUGCCGUCACACUCGCGUCUGAAAAUAAGCUUAAUUUAAAGUUAAUAUCAGCUUUAAUCCAUUGGGAAAUUAGUAUUUGUUUAUAAUAGUAAUACCGCUCGUGUCCCUUCAUCAUCUCUGUCAUCUCAAGGUUUUUAAUUUCCUAACACAGAAAUUUAAACCCUGGAUAAACUCUCCAGAGAGUCCAUGAUAUUUGUGAAAGUUUUCCUCUCUGCUUCUCUUCCCCUCUUCUCUUAUCCCUCUCUUUCUCUCCGUUUAAAUAAGACCUUGCUUCCUUUUGUGAAUGUGAGCAUCUGCGAAAAGACGAAACAAAAACACGAGUUAAACUGAACUUACGUGUGUUCGCUUAAUGUUAAAAAUCUCUCUCGAAGUGUAACUGAAAACAGCAAUAUGUAAACAGUGUACCUAUCUCUGUGUGGAAAUGGUUCCUGUGUUAAUGUCUCUUUACACUCUGUAAGCGCACUGAUACAGAGAGAUGAACACGCUCACACACUCUGAUGGCCGAGGCUGCUGGAGACGAGACGCUCAAACAAGUGUUCAUACAGACGAGUCAGAGGAAUAAUCUGUGGAGGCAUGUUUACACCUCAGGGACUGGUGGAGUCAAAAGUUCAAGAGCCAGUGAGAGACUUUGUUUUUGUUUCUGUCGAUGAAGUGGCCGCAGUCGCAGGAGAAUAUACAGAUAAGUCCAACUCCAACUGUGGAGGUCCAAAGCUGCAUCUAAAUCUGUAACUGACAAACAUGUAUCGGAGGUUCUCCAGGUGAAAUCCUCAGUUUAUGGCCAUGAGUCAGCAUUCAGUUUUUUUUUAGACAAAUGUUUGUUUUACAGCUCCAGGAAGACUUGAGUAUAAAUGAUGUAUAUUCUGGACAUAAAACACACAGGGAUUAGCAGAGCUCAGCAGGGUCCCACCAUCAUGGGAAACCUGGAGAAGUCAUGGAAUUUCAGUCUCAUUUUCCAGGCCUGGGAAGGUCAUGGAAUUCCUAAAAAUCAUUUAAAAUUUUGGAAAACUCAUGGACUUUUGUUGUUUAUAAUGAAAUGAAUUAUUACAGUAAUUUUCAGGGGAUAACCCUUCACGUCAUGCAACAUAACAGCAAAUUUAUAUUCUGUAAGUUAGCCGUUGACAAGCAUAGCUCUAAUAUACGCCAACUUAGAGCCGUACAGUAUAUCCUUUCAGCAUCACAUUACCACUGAACCUUCACUUCCCCUACAAAUGUGUUUAACUGUGUGUUCAACUCUUGAAGUUUUGGUCAAAUCCAUUUGUUCUUGACUUUUGAAAUCCACCAGCCUGUGCAGCUGCACAGUGAGACACUUUGUUUGCUCUGGUGAAAGACCUGACUCUUCACUAUCAACCCAGUCGCCAGAAUAAAUGUUGGCAUUGCACCUUUCUGCAAACUAAAUGUUACAUUUCUGUGUGAUUUAACAACACUGUGGUUAACAUGAAGUUAUUUAGGCAUAAAAACAACUUGGUCAUGGUUAGAUUGUGUUUUGGGUGAAAAUGCCCACUGCUGGAAAUGCACUGAUGUCUCAGCAAAAACGACCACUUUAUGAGACACAGUCUUAGCUGGAAAAACAGUGAGAGGUUGCUAAGAAACAUGCAUGUUUGGUGGCUAAAUAUUUGCUGGAGGACAAACGCUUGCUAGAACACAACCAGUCUUGUAGUUUGUUGGUGUUGAACAGUGGUCUGCAGCUUGGCAGGCGUCUCGUCUAGGUGACCUCCUCCUCCAUGACAAAGUCAGCUCAUAUACUACAUCACUUUAGAAAAGUGAAACGUACAAAUCUGUGGUUUGCAGAAAUGAACAAUGCCGACAUUUUUUUCAGGCGACUGGCCUGUCACUCUGAUUGUGUCUGUGUGGAGUUCAGACUGACAGCAACUUUGUUGUUUCAGUAUCUCUCUGAGUCUGUCUCUGUGCUCUGCAGCCUCGGCUAAGGGAAACACUUUGUGGUUGCUCCUGCACACUGCUGUUGAUAACUGUUCUUUUUGUGCCCGUGAAAUCAGCUUCAACAUUAUACUGAUGAUAACUACAGCGCUUUGCACUCAUCAGGUGCUCAGUUUAGCUCAACCAGCUGCACAGUUUAGUCAGGCUGUGAUCGGACCGAAAACUUGUCAUUGUCAUCAAUAAACUCAAAGCAAAUGAGACGUCAAAAUAUCAAAUGGUGCAAGUUAUACUUCACCAAACUCAUAAGCUUUGAUACGAGUCGUAGGUUGAGUUAUGUGGCAUCCUGAUAGGUGAACGGAGCACUCAACAGUUUUGCAUUUUGAACACAAACUCCUGCUCUGUUUACGCUUAUGUCAGGGUGUUUGUUGGCUGGUUAAAUCAGCUUGAUAAGGUGCAGAGCACUUGCAACUAAAUGGAAAGAAUAGAGUUAGCAAAUCUAGCACUCUCAAUGUUUUUGGAAAAAUUGGAAAUUGACAAAGGAGCUUUUUAGAUGUGAACAUGUCCUUAAACAUGACAGAAAUUACUGUUAUUUCCUGAAAACUAAAAUUUGUCCUGGUUUGAUUUAUUCGGGUUAUCAGGAAUUCACAUUUGCCCAGAUGUAUUGCUGUACAAUGUCCCUUUAAAUUCCAGUUUUGUUUAAGGACAGCCAAAUUAAGCAUUCCUCUGAAGUUAAAUUGGGAAAACUAAAUUAACUCUACUUAAACACCACUUUUCUGAAGGACUCAUGGUUAUUGAAACUGUCCUUAAAAUAUGUUUUGCGAGACAGUUUUUUGAAAAGUGAGAAUGUUGAUGCCACGAUAUGCAGAUGACUCACAGCUUUACCCUUCUACAUUCAUGCUGUUGGCUACUUUCCCCCACCAUCCCAUCCAGACCUGAACAAAAGAGCCUGAUGAACUGAAGCAACUCCACAUGUUGCAGUUUACAUCUCUUUAUAAUUUUACACAAAGGAAAAUGUUUUUGCAACAAACGCGCUGCUGCUGCUGCAGCAGCCCUGCUUUUCAAUGCUAAAGCUGCACAGAGUCAGGACGUGCUGACUCCGUCACCUUAGAGCAUAGACGUCAGUGGACCACAGUGAUGGUGAGGUUUGUCUUUGUACAGUAAACGUACAGUACAGUUAAUGUGUCCCAGUGAAGCCUCUGUUGGUUUGAACAUAGUGUUCUUACUGCUGUGUAAAUGUGGAGCUUUCUCUGGUUCGGCCACUAAGUGUCACUAGUGAGUCUCUGGUUAAUCAUUUCAAGACAAACAAAUCGUUACAUACGCUUUCCUCAUUACAUAAUCUCUGUUUGAUUUGCUCCAUUUAAAGGACUACACUGGUUUUGCAGCCAGCAGAAGAAAAUGCUGGCGUCGUACGUUUCUGCAAACCAUGCAUACGUUACAUUUGUACGUUAUUAUGUAGCAGAUACAUUGAAAUUUUUGUAUGAAUAACGCUGUGGUUAAUAUGUGGUUAGGCUUAGGAACGAAAACCAUUUGUUAUGGUUAGGAAAAGAUUGUGUUUUGGCUUAAAUUACCUGGUUUGGGGGACACAGUCCUCGCUAAAAAAGGAAUGUCUCAGUAAAAAUACAGCCGCUUUUCAUACCACUAUCCAGACAGGACAAACUGACAGGUCACUACAAAAUAGCCACAUUGAAAGACAGCAAUGACUUGCUAAAUCACAUCUGGUUUUAUUUUUUGUUGGUUUUGAGCAGUGGUCUGCAGCUUGGCAGGCAUAUCACCAAAGUGGCGCGCCAUCAUGGCUGCACCUUGAAAGUCAGACCCCUCAAACGACUAAGAUCGCUUCAAAUCGAGCAGUCAUUUUUUGUUUUGUUUUUUUGGUAGUCAGUGUGCUGCUAAGUGUACUCCUGGGGAGGUUUUGGUUCCG